CCAGUAUACGUUGUGACAACACUUGUGAACUAUUGCCAACCAGGGAAGCUUGUUAAGGACUUGGUGCAGGCUUGUAGGCAGGCUCUACCUGGUGUGGACCAAAAUUCCAGACUCCUAGAGGGAAAGCAGGUAUUCAGGGUAAAACAUCAUUUGUAUAAACGGUUAGGCAUAGUCAGCCACUCUUAUCAGAUAUGGUGGGACCCCUCCUGAAAUCCAAGUCCCCAUUUGGUGGCAAACCUAAGCAAGCUUUUCAAAGGAUAGCAAUCAGGCCUUUUCUGCACAUGGAGUUAUUAAAGCAGACAUGUGAGCACAGAACAGACUAUGGAAUAAGAACAAAGCCCGUGUCAAAGUUGAUCCAAUCUGAGCAGACCAGAGACGGUCUUUUCCUGGCCAGAAUUUCCCAAACUUGGAAACUUCUAACACUAGCACCAAAAAAUAUUCCAGGGAGUGAGGUACUGAUCGAAUAAGUUUGGGAAACACAGCACUCCUGCUGCAUCUCUAAGAAGAUCAAGGAUCUGCAUACCUGCAUAUUGACAGUUCUGGCAAGUCUGCCAUAUGAAACACUUCCAUUGUGUCUGCCUAGUGUUUCUCUUGUUUACUUUAAUGCAAGCCUCUCCGCCAUUUAACAUACUCAUCUGCGAAACACUCUCCUGUCAUUUCUCUGCGAAGAGGAACAGAGCUGGCUGCAUCCAGUCCCUUGGGUCGACGGAAGCAGAAGUGGGCUGUGGAUCCAAGAAACACGGCGUGGAGUAAUGAUGAUUCCAAGUUCGGCCAGAGGAUGCUCGAGAAGAUGGGGUGGUCUAAGGGAAAGGGUUUAGGGGCUCAGGAGCAAGGAGCCACGGAUCACAUUAAAGUGCAAGUUAAAAAUAACCACCUGGGACUUGGAGCUACAAUCAAUAAUGAAGACAACUGGAUUGCUCAUCAAGAUGACUUUAACAAGCUUCUGGCUGAACUGAAUACCUGUCAUGGACAGGAAACAGCAGACUCCUCAGACAACAAGGAAAAGAAGUCUUUCAGCCUAGAAGAAAAGUCCAAAGUCUCCAAAAACCGUGUUCAUUAUAUGAAAUUCACAAAAGGGAAGGAUCUGUCAUCUCGGAGCAAGACAGAUCUUGACUGCAUUUUUGGGAAAAGACAGAGUAAGAAGACUCCUGAGGAUGAUUCCGGCCCCGUUACUCCAGAUGGGAAUGAAACCUCCAGUACUACAACCAGUGCCUUCACCAUCCAAGAAUACUUUGCCAAGCGGAUGGCAGAACUAAAGAACAAGCCACAGGUCACAGCUGCAGGGCCUGACUUCUCAGAGACCCAAGUGGAAAGGAAACGGGGGAAAAAAGGAAAGAAAGAAGCAAAAGAUAAAAAUGUAGAGAAUUACAUCCAAACCAAGGCUAAGAAGAAGAGAGACCAGGUUGAGUGGCAGCUCAGAGACCAUUGCUGGGAUGAGAAUUUUGAUGCUUCUGCUGAGAACAGAAAGGAUUGUGUGUGGCCACCUGAGGACCAAGACUUCACUGCCAAGUCCAAAAAAAGAAGAGAAAAGAAAAAACUACAAAAACAACGUGAGGCAGCAGAGAAUGCUACACUAGAUGGAGUACCAAUAAAAAAGAAGAAAAAGAAGAAGGAUUCCAGAUAGAUUCCCUUGGACCAGGGCCUUCUGACCACUCCAGUGUCAGGACACUGCCAGAGCAAAUACCUUUGGCCUGAAGUCAGAGCAGAGCUCGCCCCAGAGACUUUGUGUACAUCCUCUGACAUGCCCGUGGAUUGCCAAGGCCUGCCAUCUCACCACAUUUGCUCCAAGUCAGAUUCCUAGAAGAAUUUUUUCAUGUUCCAAAUCAUGUUUCUCAUAAAGAAAUAAAUUUCUUUUUAGACUCGGA
Manis javanica (Malayan pangolin) is the source of this 1865-nucleotide messenger RNA. It is a transcript of the gene PINX1, whose product is annotated as PIN2 (TERF1) interacting telomerase inhibitor 1. Gene Ontology annotation, molecular function: telomerase inhibitor activity; nucleic acid binding. The record is from RefSeq and is a predicted model, not a curated record. Gene Ontology annotation, cellular component: nucleolus. Lineage: Eukaryota; Metazoa; Chordata; Mammalia; Pholidota; Manidae.